Plasmodium cynomolgi strain B is the source of this 3990-nucleotide messenger RNA. Its product is annotated as sodium/hydrogen exchanger 1. Gene Ontology annotation, biological process: proton transmembrane transport. The coding region runs from base 1 to 3990 and encodes 1329 amino acids. The transcript has 2 exons. NCBI's taxonomy places the organism in Eukaryota, Apicomplexa, Aconoidasida, Haemosporida, Plasmodiidae. The record is from RefSeq and is a predicted model, not a curated record. Gene Ontology annotation, molecular function: sodium:proton antiporter activity. Gene Ontology annotation, cellular component: membrane.
AUGGCUAUGUUCACAUUUGCUUGGAUAAAUCUGUAUAGAAAAUAUUACUACAAUCAGUGUCUAGCCACGAUAACUAUGUGUUACUUGUGUUAUUUUUUGUCUGAGUAUUAUUUUAACUUGUCUGGUCCGCUGGCAAUCGUUUGUUAUGGUUUAUUUAUUAACGCUUAUGGCCAUAUUGCCCUGGACGAAGUAGCACAGAGAAAGCACAAAGAAAUUGUGGAACUUCUCUCCCUGAUGGGAAACUCCAGCAUUUUCAUCAUAUCAGGAAUAGUCUCCUUUGGGAUGAUGGAAAAUGUUUUCAAGGACAACUUGUACUUUUUUAUAUACAUCGUAUUGACAUAUAUUUAUUUAGUGUUGGCAAGGUCCAUAAUGAUUUUGAUAUUUACUCCUUUUUUGUCAAGAAUUGGAUACCCUAUAAAUUGGAAGGAAAUAUUGCUCCUAAUUUGGGGAGGACUACGAGGUGGUAUUGUACUAGUCCUAGGGUUACGGAUAGAAGCAGAAAAUAAAAUUAACGAAAAACUAACGAAGGAGUUGGCUUACUAUAUUAGUGGUAGUGUAUUGCUAAUACUGACAAUUCAGGGGUUGACUUUUGAGUGUUUGUACAAACUGUUAAAUAUUUAUCCGCCCAAUCCAUUUAGAAUUGUUUACCUAGAAAAGGUACUAAAAAUGAUUGAUUACAAUUUCUUUAUUAGGAAGAAGAACUUAAAAAAUUACUGGCUCUUUAAAGGCACCAACAUUCUUCACUUUUCCAACAAAAUUGUCCCUGAAUUGUACUGGAGGAAAAUGAACAAAUAUGGAGAGUUCGAUUUGAGGUUGCCCGAUAUUUAUGCUUGUCUUCAGGAUAUAAGCUCGUGCGAUAUUUCGUUUUGGGAACGUGCUUACGAUUCGCAGACAGUAAUCGAAAGUUUCGACGACGUUUCUUCCAAUGGGAAAGGCAGUUUUCCUAAAAAGAACGAGGAUAAGAUAAGCCCAGGAGGGGGGAAAAAAAGUGAUAAUAAAAAUUCGGCUCAUUCUUCCAUUAGUAGGAGGAUUCUACAAAAAAAUGAACUGUCCAGUAUUGCAGAUAAUGACACCGUCAAUGAGAGAGGCACGCCGAACGAUAGGAAUGUGCAUAUUCAUGGAGGAAAAGAAAAUCCAAGUUGCAGGAACAAAAAAAAAAGUAUAUACGAAGAGGUAAAAUGGAAAAACAGCAAUUUUACGGAUAUGGAAUAUGAAGAUAACAGUGAUGAAUACAGCUACACAAAUAACGAUGACAGUAAUAGUAGGAAGAAAAAAAAGAGAGAAAAAAUAAAAAUGAGAAACAAUUCCAGCAGAAGGCACCAAGUAGGGAAAUGCAUCUCCAGAGGAAAAACAAGCUUUGAUAAUUUUUCGCACAAAAAAGAAAUGAAAAUAAAUAUCAUCAGAAAUAAUGACAACUACUUCAGUAGUAACGAUGAAGACGAACAUAAUUACACAAAUAUAAACUGCUCACUAUCAUCCAAAAAUUUCGAUAAGCUCAGUAAUCAUCUGAAUGAACUCUCAGAUAACGAAUCAUGCUACACAGAUAAGGUGUGUGAAAACAGUAAAAUAAAAAAUUUGAAUGCUUUUAACUAUGACAAGAUUUCCAUAAAAACGUAUGAUCGCCUUAUAAACAAAAUGAAUUACCGAGAAUUCAAAAGAACCAGAACGGAGAAAGAAAACUUUACUGUCAUCGAUAGUAUCGUUGAUAACAACGAGAAGGAGACGUUCAAUCCCAAGUACAAUUUGAGGCUAAUCGAGCAUGCUACCGAUUUACCCAAAACUUUGAGUGACAAUUUGCUCGUUAAGAGCAGUGUGGAAAUUGAGAAUGGAAGUAAUGGAGACGCCAAGAGUGGUGCGCCAGAUUCCAGCGAGAAGGAAAAGAAGAAGAAAAAAAACUUUUUAAAUUUUUUGCACGACCAAGCUGCGGUGAAGGAGGGUGACCUGAGCAAAGAAAUGGACUCGGUGAAAGAAGCCGAGGUGGGAAAAAACCCAAGCGGAGAAAAACAAUAUGUGCAACAGGACAGCAGCCUUGGGGAGGAGCACCUAAUGAAAAAUAUAAACUAUGAUAACAUCACGAAGGAGGACGAAAAUUUGCUAAACAACUUCAAAGAUUUGAAAAAGAUCGCAGAGGGGACUAAUGAGGACACACCGGGUCUAACUAAUGCAGACCAAGGGGAUAACGAGUUGCUGAUGAGCGACAAUUUUAUUAUAAAAAUUCAGAAGGAAAAAUCACAUGAACGCGAGGAGGAUCAGGAGAAGGAGAGUGUGAAGGGACAAAGGGGAGAAGGCCACGAGAAUGAUUUAGAAGAAAAGGACGAUGAUGCAGAGGAGGAAGAAGAAGAAGAAGAAGAAGAAGAAAGACGCCUGAAAAACUGCAUCACGAGUAUGACAAAUGAACAGAGUAAUGUGGUGGAUGAUAUCAUAAAUUAUGACGGAGGUGAAAACAAAAAUAACGAACAACAUUUUGAGGAAUACUUAACAUAUAAAAAUCUGUUCGCCGUGGAUAGCGAUGGGAAGAAAAUAUCGUCCUUCUUUAACAACAACUAUGAUAAGAAGAGCUAUCUAAAGGUCGGGGAGAAAAACCCAUCGGAGCUGAACAUUUCUACCAAGGGAACUAACAGCAAAACUUUGAUGUUAAUGAACAAAGAAAUUGAGAAAAGGAAAAAGAUGAAAAAUAUUAAUAAAUCGAGGUGUACCUCAUGCACAGGUAUGUUUUAUUUCGCCAUAUGUUCGCGAACAAAAAGGGAUAGUAAUCGGAGCGCGUUAAAGGUGAAGGGCAGUAAGGGGAGAAGAUGUGAAAGAGGCGAUAACCAUAAUUGCGAUGAUGCUGACAGUGAAGACUACCACAAAGGAGAUAGAAAAAAUGUGGAGAUAAAUCGAAAUAACUCCAACAGCAACGCAGGCAAUGAUAACACUUUCAGUAAUAAUAACAACAGUAAUGGUGAUUUCCUCGAGGGAGGAAAGGGAAUCCCUAAAGUGCAACGAAACAACACGACGGACUUCACUGCAAGGAGGUAUGACACAGAUCAGACGAUAAAUUUCGAAUGCAUAGAAGAUGUGUGUCAGAAGAAACAUGUUGCUACUUUUUACAGCUUUUUAAAAAGACCCAAAAUGAAAAUAAAAAAUAAAUUAUUCAGCGAAAUAAGAAGGGCAAGAAGCCACGAAAGUUAUGGUAAUAGUAAAGAUAAGUCUGGGAAGUCCAAGGAUGAUGUUUUUUACAGUUCACUCAAAAAAAAAAUUGUUCGAAAAGAAAGAGAAGGGGAACUCUACAUCAUGAUAUUUAAUACUUGCAGGGAAUUAUAUAAAAAGUUGUACGUAAACGGCUUCAUCUCGGGGGAAUGUCUAUUAACACUUACGUCGAUUCUAGAUUUGUCUGCCGAUUUUGCCUUGAAAAAGGUACGAAUGAACCCGAUUAAAGCAUGGGCCGAUGCUUUUGAUAAGAGCAAAAAUAAAAAUAGCAACAAAAGGAGGAGGAGCAUUGAUCACAGAAAUGGGUUUGAAUACGAAUUUAACGUGCUGUUAUCAAAAUUAAAAAUUAAUACAAAGCAUUCAUUUUUUUUCUCGCCCAAAGUGGUAAAUAUAUUUCUUGUGUAUGAACACUGCAUGAAGGAUCUGCAGAUUAUUCUCUCCUAUGUGGACGUUCACCAGUGCACACUGGAUAAGGGGGGAAUUACUAUGAAGUUACUGCUGGGGAAAAACUUGCUCAGAAGCUACUACAGAAAUAUAGAGCUCGCCAAGAGCCUCAUACCGCACCUGGUUAAUAAGUACAAGGACGUCGUGAAGUACUGCCUCAUUAAGAUAGGCGCAGACAUGCUCAUGCAUUUGAAGAAGACGAUCGUUAAUGAGCAAGCUGCCAACGGAUUGUUACUAACCCAAGACAACGAAAAAUUGAAUGGCAUUUUCGAUGAGCAGCAAAUCAAAAUUAAUAGAUACAGACCAUAUUUGCAUUAUUUUCUAAAAAAGAACAUGUUUAAGAUGAUUAUUAAGUAG